Molecule: messenger RNA, 777 nt
Organism: Cylindrotheca closterium
Lineage: Eukaryota; Bacillariophyta; Bacillariophyceae; Bacillariales; Bacillariaceae
Source: the annotation of a GenBank genome assembly
AUGACUGACGAUGAAACGGAAGAUGAAGCUGAUGCCGACGGUUUGGGAGAUACCAAAGAGGACGUGGCAACAGCGGACAAGACGGAGGACAGGGAGCAAACAGUAGUAGUGGCAGCCAGUAAUCCGGAGGACAAAGAACAAAGAGGAGGCCAUCUUGACACGAACGAAGGAGAAGACUUCGGAAGAGGAAAGAGAGAAAGAAAGCCAGCUGAAAAGUAUUCAGCAUUGCAAACAACAGAGAUCAAGAAGACCUCUGGAAAGGUAAAGGGAAAGGUGAACAGCUUUCAGAGGAGAAAAAGAGCCGCUCACAAUAAGAAAAGAAAUAAGACUAGCAAAAGUUUGAUCACGAAAAGAUCGGCAAAUAAAAAGAAGGCCAAAAGGAAAAAUAUUUCCUUUUUGUUUUUGAACAAGAGGUUCAAAGAUUUGGAAAAGGAAGAAAAGGUGGAUUUCUUCACUUGUGCAUGGGAGGAACACCAGCUCACCGGAAAGACACACCUGUUGGAGCGAUAUACCACCGGACUUGCGUUUGCCCAAAUGUCUGCCAAGCAGGGCAUCAAGAAGUACGACAAAGAAGCAGAACUGAAGCUAAUUGCCGAGUUCACACAGUUACUAGAGUUCCAAGUUUUCCACGGAGUUAAAGCAGACGGACCCGACGGCAUCUCUUUGGAAGAAAAGAGAGGAGCCGGAGACAUGAUCAAUCUUAUUGAGGAAAAGAUCAAUAGAGGACACACCGAUGAGAAUCCAGUGCUAAGAGCUAGGAGCGUUUUCAACGGUUGA